AUGCCCAGGCAGCAGAUCCCUCUGCUGAGCAUCCCCCGCUGCCAGAACCUGCCCUCAGAGGAGGCCCGCGCCUCCGCCCCGCAGCCGCCGGGCCCGGCAGGGAUGGAGCCCGGCAGGUCGGUGCCGGCCGAGCUGAAGCUCCGCAAGCCCUCGCAGCGGGCCAGGAUCCCGGCGCCCUUCCUCGCACACUCGGACGGGGCGCCCGGGCCGGCGGGGGCCCCCAGGCCGGACCCCGCGGAGGUGGACGCGGAAUCGCUGGUGCCCACGCACGAUGAGCGGGGCCGGCUCAUCCCCGAGUGGAAGCGGCAGGUGAUGGUGCGGCGGCUGCGGGCCCGGCUGGCGGACGAGGAGCCGGCGGGAGGGCAGGUACGAGGGGCACGGGGAGCACAGGGGGAGCGGGAUGCCGGCUCCUGGAGCUUCUCGCCGUCCCACCAAGGCGUGCUGGGCCCGUUCGGGGAGCUGCUGACCGAGACAGACCUGUAUCAGUUGGAGAGGGCAGUGGAGAGCCUGCGGCUGCGGCGGCGAGGCGAGGUGUACCAGAGCGAGCUGCGGCGCCUGGUGCGGGAGCUGCGCGCCCUCCUGCCCGCCCCGCUGCUCAACAUCUCCGUCCGCAGCCCCCCGCCCGCUCCGGGCCAGCCCCUGCCCGUCUGGUGCGGCCGCCUGGCCGUCGCCGUCAACAGCCUGGCCGCGCUGCUGGGCAACAUGGAGGGGCUGCCGGCUCCCCGCGCCGCCGCGGCCAUGCCCGCCGCUCCCUGCGCUCUCCCUGCGGCCGCCGGGCAUCCCCGGGAGCCGGGGGGCAGCCUGGCACAGCGGGAGAUCCGGCAGUGCGGAGUUUGCGUCCGCAGCCUGCGCGGCGCCUUCGAGCCCGCCUGGGGGGCGGCGGGCAGGGCUCCGGCCGGGCCCCGCGAGGCGGAGGCCGCCAGCGACUCGGGCAUCAGCUGCGAGGAGGCGUUUUCCGACGGCGGCUCCCCGCGGCAGGGGAAGCGGCAGGGGCCGGAGUGGGGCAGCUUGAGGAAGGAACGGAUCGUGAUGCUCUUCCUGAGCCACUGGAGACGCUCCGCGUACGCGCCCUUACGGCCCGCCGGGGCCGGGGACCCUCGGGAGACGGCGGGGAGCGGGGCCGGGGCUGCGGCCCGCCUGGCCCGGCAGCGAGCGGCCAUCCAGAAGCUGCUGAACGGCUGGAGGGACGCCGCCUCCCGCCGGCCGCCGCCGCCGCCCCCCGCCCGCACCCUGCUCUCCCCGGAGCAGUUCGUGUCGGCGGCGGGCGGCGGCCCGGCCGAGUACGAGAGCCUGUCGCUGGAGCUGUUCAUGCUGGGCUAUUUCCGCAUCCUGGAGCAGGACCUGUCCCCCGAGGAGCGCCGAGGCCGCCACCUGCUCUGUUUCGAGGUGUUCGAGCAGCUGGGCCGGCACGGCUGGCGGGCGGUGCGCGCCUUCCACCGCGCCGUCAUCGACGAGAUCGCAGCCGGGCGGCGCGGCUGGCGCGACGGCUUCGACGACAUCAAGGCUCGGUACUUCGGGACUCCGCACGGCCCGGGCCAGCUGCCGGGGCUGCCCGGCGACGAGGGGGACGAGAUUUGUCGCUACAUCGAUCGCAGCUUCGCCUUUUGGAAGGAGAAGGAGGCCGAGAUCUUCAGCCUGGAGGAGUGA
Messenger RNA from Melozone crissalis (California towhee), 1647 nucleotides. RefSeq names its product espin like (gene ESPNL). NCBI's taxonomy places the organism in Eukaryota, Metazoa, Chordata, Aves, Passeriformes, Passerellidae. Gene Ontology annotation, cellular component: cytoplasm. Gene Ontology annotation, biological process: actin filament bundle assembly. The transcript has 4 exons. The record is from RefSeq and is a predicted model, not a curated record. The coding region runs from base 1 to 1647 and encodes 548 amino acids. Gene Ontology annotation, molecular function: actin filament binding.